AUGGUCUCCAAAUACUCCAAGAUGAAGAACCAAACGAUCGCGCACAAGAACCAGCAGCAGGCGGAGCUGGAGAAGGCCAAGCUCCUUAGUGAAGAGUUCGAGGCCUAUCAGGCCCUCCUGAAAAACACCAACCAUCAGCCUGCCCCCGGUCACUACCGCACCAAAAGCGGUAGCCACAUGAGAAUUGUGCCCAACGGUUCGAGUUGGACGCGACAAGGAGUUUCUGCAGAGGAGCAGCUACUGCCUUUCGGCGUCGUGUGGGUGCCAUACCCAUCAAGCGGCCAUCCAAUCUGGCCGAUGACGAUUGAAGAGCUCUACGGCAACGGAGCUCCAAUUUUCCAACUUGUCAUGCCACAACAAGUUGGCUUCAGCAACCUCGGCGACCACAUGACCCCACAUGAGGUCACAUAUUCAGCAUACCAGCUCAACAAGCUGGCUGUUGUCGAGAACGGGCCCAACGAUUUUGGGUACCAAGCGGUUCCGACGACGACGAUGGAUUUCUCUCGCGAACACGUUCGAGUCUACGAAAGCGGUGCUGUCGAAAUGGUACCGCCAAUCCCA
This is a messenger RNA of Bipolaris victoriae FI3, 561 nucleotides long. RefSeq lists its product as hypothetical. Lineage: Eukaryota; Fungi; Ascomycota; Dothideomycetes; Pleosporales; Pleosporaceae. The transcript has a single exon. The record is from RefSeq and is a predicted model, not a curated record. The annotation marks the transcript as partial.